Molecule: messenger RNA, 3835 nt
Organism: Salvelinus fontinalis (brook trout)
Lineage: Eukaryota; Metazoa; Chordata; Actinopteri; Salmoniformes; Salmonidae
Product: phosphatidylinositol 4-kinase type 2-beta-like
Exons: 11
Coding region: 193-1743 (516 amino acids)
Biological process (GO): endosome organization; phosphatidylinositol phosphate biosynthetic process; Golgi organization
Cellular component (GO): trans-Golgi network; endosome; plasma membrane
Molecular function (GO): 1-phosphatidylinositol 4-kinase activity
Source: RefSeq, a predicted model, not a curated record
GGAAGCGAUCUUUGGCUGAUGUGGACAUUUCAACGGGUGAGAUAAUCUCACGCUAAGUAACUAGCGACUUUCGAGCAACCAGGUGUCAAAGAAAUAUUUCAAAAACAAUGGAGCGAUGAACAUAUGUAGCGUUUGAACCAAACAUUUUUCAAUUUGUAAGAACUGAAAAAAAAUAAAAUAAAGCGAUCCACAAUGAUGUCAGAAUGCGAACCAAACGAGACCGAGCCGGUGGUGGCGGCUGACAUAGCCCCGGUAGCCGACGCUGCUACCACGGAUCUCAACUUUCGGUCACAGGAGCCACUGUCGACGUUGUUCGAUAGGAACACAGUCGGGUCUGGGGCAAACCCGGGGGUCGCGAUUCGGAUCUCGGGUUCGUGUGAAAGUGUUCUUACCGAAUUGGAGACGGACGGUUCUGGGGAAGAGGCUCUGUUGUUGCCGUGUUUAUCCGGAGGCACGUCGUCACCUCGGGGCGAGAGGCAGAAGAGGACGAGGCGGAACCGACGGAGUUCAUCAUCGGAUAAGGAUAACCUUACCUCGCCAGGUAACAGUAGCGGAGACUUUAACCAUUUCCCCGACGACCCGGAGUUUGGUGACAUCAUUCAGAGGGCGGAGCAGGCCAUCGAGGGCGGAGUCUUCCCAGAGAGAAUCUCUCAGGGUUCCAGUGGGAGUUACUUCGUUAAAGACUCCAAAGGGAAAAUCCUCGGUGUUUUCAAACCAAAGUCUGAAGAGCCUUACGGUCACCUCAACCCUAAAUGGACCAAAUACUUUCACAAGCUGUGCUGUCCGUGUUGUUUUGGCCGUGGCUGCCUGAUCCCCAACCAGGGCUAUCUCUCGGAGGUUGCUGCCUCCCUCGUCGAUACCAGGCUAGGACUGGGGGUGGUCCCCAAAACCAAGGUGAGGUGGGGGGGGGGUCUCGUCGAAACCCGGCUAGGACUGGGGGUGGUCCCCAAAACCAAGGCUGUGUAUCUGGUCAGUGAGACAUUUCACUACAACACCAUCGACAGGGCCAAGUCCAGAGGGAAGAAAUACGCCCUAGAGAUGGUUCCCAAAGUAGGACGACACUUCCACAGAGUGGGCCUGCCCCCCAAGCUUGGAUCGUUCCAGCUGUUCGUGGAAGGGUACCACGAGGCUGACUAUUGGUUGAGACGUUUUGAGGCGGCGCCUCUCCCAGAGAACAUCAGGAAACAGCUCCAGUCUCAGUUUGAGAGGCUCGUCAUUCUGGACUACGUCAUCAGAAACACAGACAGAGGGAAUGACAACUGGUUGAUCAAGUAUGAGAAGCCAGGGGAAGGAGAGGGAGAGAAGGCCAUCCAGAUAGCAGCAAUAGACAACGGCCUGGCCUUCCCCUUCAAACACCCUGACGAGUGGAGAGCCUACCCGUUCCAUUGGGCGUGUCUGCCCCAGGCUAAAGUACCCUUCUCCCAGGAGACCAGAGAGCUGGUGAUGUCCCGUCUGUCAGACAUGAACUUCGUCCAGGACCUCUGUGAAGACCUCUACGAAAUGUUUAUGGCAGAUAAAGGUUUUGACAAGACCAUGUUUGAAAAGCAGAUGUCAGUCAUGAGAGGACAGAUUUUAAACCUGAGCCAGGCGUUAAAGGAUAAUAAAACUCCCAUUCAGUUGGUCCAGAUGCCCAGAGUCGUGGUGGAGAGACGCCGGACAGGAGGACAAGGGAGGGUGGUAACAUUAGGAACAGCUUUCACCCAGACCUUCCACUGCAAGAGACCUUUCUUCUCUUCCUGGUAGAGGGAGGGAGGGAGAGAGGACAGGGGAGGGUGGUAACAUUAGGAACAGCUUUCACCCAGACCUUCCACUGCAAGAGACCUUUCUUCUCUUCCUGGUAGAGGGAGGGAGGGAGAGAGGACAGGGGAGGGUGGUAACAUUAGGAACAGCUUUCACCCAGACCUUCCACUGCAAGAGACCUUUCUUCUCUUCCUGGGAGAGGGAGGGAGAGAGGACAAGGGAGGGUGGUAACAUUAGGAACAGCUUUCACCCAGACCUUCCACUGCAAGAGACCUUCUCUUCCUGGUAGAGGGAGGGAUGGCUGGAGAGGGAGGGAGAGAGGACAGGGGAGGGUGGAGGGAAGAGAGGGAGCCUCCUCUGCAACACAAUGACCUACCCUCCUGGUAGAGAGAGAGAGAGAGGGUGAGAGAGAGAGAGACAUGAAGAGACUCUCAGAGCAUCUUUCCUCCAGAGGGAUUGGUUUGGAGUUGGACAUCACACGUCUGGGGAAACAUCCCAAAUGGGUCCCUAUUCCCUUUAUAGUGCACUACAUUAGUCCCUGGUCAAUGGGGUUAGUGCACCCUAAAGGGACUAGUGUUCCAUUUGGGACGUAUCCUGAGUGUGUUGAGCUCAGAGGAGAACCCAGGACGUCCUAAAUGGAACCCUAUUCCCUAUCCAGUCUUGCACUACGUCUGACCAGAGGCUCCCAUAGGGGCUAGUGCACUUAGGGGGAAUAUAGUGCUAUUUGGGAUACACGAACAGUGUCUUCGGGUUCUGCGCUACUGCCAAAAUCAUUUUAAUAUAAGCAUAAAGAAAAAGGCUUUUUUUUUGAAGGAAUUAAAUCAUGUUAAAAAUACAAUGUAUGUUGCUUGAAUGUAAGUUUCCAGUUUAUAUUUAAAUAGAGCAACGUGUCUCCGAGACAUUUCAACGAGAGGGAAUACUGUUGACGACGUGUCGUCCCAAAUAGCACUACUUUUGAGUGGCUUUUUUGAGGAUGCGCUCGACGGUAAUUUUUCAUAGCGAUGAAUGUAUUAACUGAUUGACGUGUACGUGUAAUUUGCUGGUGACAAUAUGCUCUUGGCUAUUAUGGGAUGGGUGGUGGGUUAAACUCCAGGUACGCUGUGCAAUAUGAUGUCAUCAGGCAGGGGGGGGACUUCCUGUUUAAAAAUGACAACAAUUAGAAUCUGCCAAGAUGGAGGCUGGGGAUUCAAUCUGAUCGCAGGUCAAAUGUUCCAGCGUUCGCGGAGAUCCCAUUCACAGGAAACGAUACGUAUGUCGGCUCAAUCGGAAAUGUGCCUUUUUAAAAGGCCUCGAAGUCUAUAAACCAACCAUCAGAUUGAAUCCCGGCCUGAUUCUUCACCCCAAAAAGUGGAACUCCUGGCAGAAUUGUAUUAUUUUGUUGUUGUGAUUUGUUGUGGUUGUCUGUAAACAGGAAGUUACCCUGCUAUGCUCGAUGAUGUCAUAUUGCUGAGUCUUCCGUUAAUCUCCCACCAAAUGGGCAGGAAAAAAGGAAAAAUAUGGACAUUCGCACACUUGCUAAACAUUUUCUACGUUCCCAUACAGCACCCUAUUCCCUACGUAGUGCACUACUUUUGACCAGGGCCAAUAGGGACAAAGUAGUGCACUACUUUUGACCAGGGCCAAUAGGGACAAAGUAGUGCACUACUUUUGACCAGGACCUAUAGGGACAAAGUAGUGCACUACUUUUGACCAGGGCCUAUAGGGACAAAGUAGUGCACUACUUUUGACCAGGGCCUAUAGGGACAAAGUAGUGCACUACUUUUGACCAGGGCCAAUAGGGACAAAGUAGUGCACUACUUUUGACCAGGGCCUAUAGGGACAAAGUAGUGCACUACUUUUGACCAGGGCCUAUAGGGACAAAGUAGUGCACUACUUUUGACCAGGGCCUAUAGGGACAAAGUAGUGCACUUUUCUUGGAUAAAAGUAGUGAACUAUGUAGGGAUUAGGGUGCCGUUGGUGACACAACCACUGUUUGGGUUUUUUCAUAAUUUAUGCAUCUUGAACUUUCUAUUCCUGCUGUAUAAUGAAUGUAAAGGUAGAAUUGUAUUUUUUUUAAAUGUUGGAAACAAUAAAUGUACAUUUGGGAUUGGUUAAA